GCCGACAUUACAAAUUCAACAACAGUAUUCUAGAACACAGUUCUUCUGAUGAUGAAAGUGUUAUUUAUCAUCUAUGAAGAAUUUGAUGCAUAUGACGAUAGUCCGCAAUCUGUGACAAAAGGCGAUUUUGUUAUCGUGAACGUGUAUGUGCAAAAUAAAUUAAAUUUCAGACAUUAUGUUGGUGAAAUUAUUCAUGCUGUAAAUGAUGGUUUUGAGGUUACUUUUUAAAACGCCACAAAGAAACAAAUAUUUUUUUUAAAAAUAAUGAAAAUGGCUUUGUUGUAAAAGCUGAUAUUGUUUGUAAGUUAUCCAUGCAAGCGAAACGUAACAGCGCUAGAUAUGUCAACAUGGUGUCAUUUCAAGUUGAUUUAAAUGAAUUUGACUUUACAGUUUAUUAAAAUUACCUACAAUAUUUUCA
Molecule: messenger RNA, 418 nt
Organism: Acanthoscelides obtectus
Lineage: Eukaryota; Metazoa; Arthropoda; Insecta; Coleoptera; Chrysomelidae
Source: the annotation of a GenBank genome assembly